GGGAGCCGAAGAGUAGGGACGGGGCGGCCAUAAAGGCGGUCCCGGAUCCCCGGCCGGAGGUUCCCGGCCACUGCAGGGGUGGCUGGGCCCUAGAGUGCUGGGGGGCCAUGGCCAGGGUCACGGUCACUGCGGCGGGGGUGCAGGCCGGUUGCAGCCACGGCGUGCUCACCCUGAUCUUCAUCUUACUGCAGGUGGCACUGGACAGCGCAGAUGGCAGCUGUGACCUCGCCGACCAGUGCCCGCCUAGUGCCAGCUGGACCAGCCUGUGGUAUGUCUGGCUCAUCCUGUUGACGGUGUUCCUGCUGCUCCUCUGCGGCAUCCUGGCCAGCUGCAUCAAGUUCUGCUGCCAGAGGAAGCGGCCGCCCGUGCAGACCACGUUCCCCCUCCCCAGGAGGCCCUACGACCUGACGGUCAUCACCGUGGACAAUGAGAGCACCAUCCACAGCACCGUCACCUCAUACAGCUCCAUUCAGUACCCCUUGGGCCCACCCCUGCCACUGGCAUUUCGGGAGAUGGAGCCAGGCACCGUGUCCCCUCCAGCCUACAGCCUCUAUGCCCUGGAGCUGCCCCCCUCCUAUGAAGAAGCCAUUAAGAUGGCCAAGCCAGGCUUGGAAGGAGCCCCGCCCUCCCAGAAAGCCAGCCUGGGCCCAGAACAACCUGACCCCCGUGGGGACUCCCAGCCCCGGCCAGAGCCAGGGCCCGACCCCGCCCCAGACCCUGCAGAGUCCCAGCCAUAGCCCAGGAGCAAGAGGGGCUUUGGAAAGAGCUGUCCCAGGAACCUUAAGGAGCAGUGGGCCCAGGGGAGCGGCCAAGAUGGGGGGUUGAUGGACACCAUCCUUGAUGUCCCUGCCUCUGGCUAGGGGCCAGCUCAGCGACCUUCACUCAGAAGGGGAUCUGGUGACACCCGAGGAGCAGGCCGGUAAAAAUAGCAGAUGACCCUGGCCAGCCUAGGCCUCUCCCCCCCAGGGGGAGGAACAAAAUGUCCUGGGCUCCAGUCGCCUGACGUCAUCAGCAAGGGAGAGUGUGCUCGGGCCCCCCACCUGGGGGCUGUCAGUUCUGGCCAGGUCAAGCCAGGCUGAGGAGGUGAAGGAGGGCCCGUCCUCCGGUGGCCUCUCUCCCUGAGAGUCAUCUAGGAAUUGUGUGUGACUGUAGCCACUGGCCGUGCAAUGGUCACAAUCGGCAGAAGAGACUAGGAAUGUGAAAACCACCCAAUGGGGAAGGACCUAAGCCCACCACAGGGCUCAGGCUGGGGGAGGACUCUCUCUCAACACCAGCAGAGACUUCCCUGGCUAUGGUGGGAAGAGACUUCCCCUAGCUCACCUCAGCUCUGCCCCCCUCUGCUGGAUCUCAGAGCCAGACGGGACCUUCAGACCCCAUUUACUCUGACCCAGGCCUAAAAGGACUUUCCCCUAGGGUGGAGCCAACAGAUGGUCAUCUGGCCUUCAGUGAGGGGAUGAGGACAACUCAUUACCUCCGCAAAUCACCCAUUAAGUCACAGGAAGAUUUUCUUUAUGUGAAGCCUCAAUUUUGCCUUUUUGUAACUUCUACCCAUAACUCUCCGAGGACAAACAGGGCAAACGUAAUCACCCUUCCGUGUGAUAGCGACUCCGAGGCUUGGAGGGGAUCAUGGCCUCUCCUCCCACCCCAGUGCUCCCUUCUCCAGGCUAACAGACUCCUUCUUCUUUGAUGCCCAUCCUCACGUGGGAUGGACCUGGCCCCUUCACCGUUCUGGUUGGCCUCCCCGACCCUUUGUUGGUCAUCUAGGCCUGAUGCUGUCCAGCACUGAGGUGGAACUGGGGCUGCAGGGUGGACCUGGGGGUUUGGCGGGGUGGGGGGAUGGAGUCCCUUAUGUCUCGUUCUUGAAUUAACUGCUCCAGGCUAGUUGUCCACUUUGAUUUCUAUGACAUUUCUCUUUGGGUGGGGGGUAAAGUUUUAGGGUAGAACAUUGUGCCUGAGUUCAAAUCCAGCCUCAGACAUUUAUGAGUUUUAUGACCCUGGGCAAGUCACUUCCCCUCUGUUUA
This is a messenger RNA of Dromiciops gliroides (monito del monte), 2021 nucleotides long. It is a transcript of the gene TMEM52, whose product is annotated as transmembrane protein 52. The transcript has 5 exons. The record is from RefSeq and is a predicted model, not a curated record. The coding region runs from base 108 to 737 and encodes 209 amino acids. NCBI's taxonomy places the organism in Eukaryota, Metazoa, Chordata, Mammalia, Microbiotheria, Microbiotheriidae.